Fundulus heteroclitus (mummichog) is the source of this 2667-nucleotide messenger RNA. RefSeq names its product integrator complex subunit 13 (gene ints13). The transcript is spliced from 18 exons. NCBI's taxonomy places the organism in Eukaryota, Metazoa, Chordata, Actinopteri, Cyprinodontiformes, Fundulidae. Gene Ontology annotation, cellular component: integrator complex. Bases 379 to 2508 code for a protein of 709 amino acids. Gene Ontology annotation, biological process: centrosome localization; regulation of mitotic cell cycle. The record is from RefSeq and is a predicted model, not a curated record.
AAAGAGCGACGGAACACCGAAGCUAUUUCCGCUAAUAACAAAGCAGCUAGCCCGAAUUAUCUUGACGUGUAUUGUCUGUUCUUAGCUUUAACGGGCAACUGGUCGAACCACAUGACAGUGGGAUUUUCAGAGGAGUCAUACAUGAAUGCCUUACAGCUGACACGAUGGCUAACUAAGCACCUGUGCUGCUCAACGCCAUAAACCCGUUCGCCUGUCGUUAGCUUACAGGCUAACGUGGCGGUUGGUUUAGCACGUCGGCUGACAUUAGCUCGUUGUUAGCAGCUAUAAACAUGUCCUGAGACCGUUUUAUCGAAGGCGAUAAGCGUUCAUAGACCCAUCAGAUUCUCAGACCAGAUUAACACGCUGCAGAUCUGCAACAUGAAGAUGUUUUCAGUGGCACACAAGACCGUCUUCGUGGUGGACCACUGUCCCUACAUGGCCGAGUCCAGUCGUCAGCAGGUGGAGUGUGACGUCCUGACCAAGAGCCGGGGUCAAGGGGUCAUCCCCCUGGCCCCCGUGUCCAAGUCCCUGUGGACCUGCGCCGUGGAGUGCUCGAUGGAGUACUGUCGGAUCCUCUUCGAUGUCUACCCCGUGGACAAGCUGGUGAAUUACAUCGUGAGCGAUUCGGAGUUCCACACCUUAAACAGCUGGCGGCGGGAAAAUCAGAGCACCCACGAGCUCAUGUCGGCCCUGGCCGCCGUCGGGCCGCCGAACCCGCGCGAGGACCCCGAGUGCUGCAGCAUCUUGCACGGCCUGGUCGCCGCCGUGGAGGCUUUGUGCAAGAUCACGGAGCUGCAGCACGAGAGGCGCACCGCCUUGAUGGACACGGCCGAGAGAGUGGCCAACAGAGGGCGAAUCAUCUGCCUAACCAAUGCCAAAAGUGACACCAAUGUGCGGAUGUUGGAGGACUACAUCCAGGAGACUAUUUCAGAACAAAACAAGCUGGCAGCGGGCUCCGACAGGUUGAUGGCCAUCCAGCAGUGCGAGCUCGUCGUAAUUCACAUCUACCCACAGGGAGAGGACACGCUGGUGUCGGACCGGCCCAAGAAAGAGAUCUCGCCGCUGCUCACUAGUGAAGUUCACAGCGUGCGCGCCGGGAGACACCUGGCUUCCAAACUGAACAUUUUGGUCCAGCAGCACUUUGACCUGGCCUCCACCACCAUAACAAACAUCCCCAUGAAGCCCACAUUAAAUGUUUGCGAACAGGAAGAGCAGCAUGCCAACACAUCGGCAAAUUACGACGUGGAGCUCCUGCAUCACAGAGACGCUCACAUGGAGUUCUUUAAAAGUGGGGACUUGCACAUGGCAGGUACGAGCACUCGGGAGAACGGAGUCAAAGAGACCAUGACGCUGAAAUGGUGCACGCCACGGACCAACAGCAUCGAGCUGCAUUACUGCACUGGAGCUUACCGCAUCUCCCCAACGGACGUAAACAGUCGUCCGUCAUCGUGCCUGACAAACUUUCUCCUCAACGGGAGGUCAGUGUUGCUGGAGCAGCCCAGAAAGUCUGGGUCAAAGGUCAUCAGCCACAUGCUGAGCAGCCACGGGGGCGAGAUCUUCCUGCAUGUCCUCAACAGCAACCGCUCCACCUUAGAGGACCCGCCCUCCAUCAGCGAGGGCUGCGGCGGCCGGGUGACGGACUACAGGAUCACUGAUUUUGGUGAAUUCAUGAGGGACAACCGGCUGACUCCUGUCGCAGAGUCUUCUUACGAGCCUUCGGGGAAGCUGCCAGUAGAAAGGGCCAAGGCUCAGCUGGAGCGCUACACCAGAUACUGGCCGAUGAUCAUCUCCCAGACCACCAUCUUCAACAUGCAGGCAGUGGUCCCUCUGGCCAACCUGAUAGUGAAGGAGGCUCUCACCGAGGAGGAUGUUCUCACCUGCCAGAAAACCAUCUACAACCUGGUCGACAUGGAGAGGAAGAACGACCCGCUCCCCAUCUCCACGGUCGGAUCCAGAGGCAAAGGCCCCAAGAGGGAUGAGCAGUACCGCAUCAUGUGGAACGAGCUGGAAACGCUGGUGAAGACGCACGCCGGCGCCACCGACAGACACCAGCGGGUUCUGGACUGCAUCGUCGCCUGCCGCAGCAAACCUCCCGAGGAGGAGGAGAGGAAGAAGCGAGGGAGGAAGAGGGAAGACAGGGAGGACAGGACAGAGAAGAACGGCAGCAAGGAGACGGAAGAUAAGAGCUGGCAGGAAUCCGAGAGACUAAAGGGUUUGCUGGAGAAGGAUGAUCAGGAGUCGGAAGUGAUCAAAGAUUCCCCGGAUUCACCAGAGCCGCUCAACAAGAAGCCUCGCCUGAUCCCAGAGGACGUUCAGCCUCCAGAGAGAGCAAAAGGUCCUGCCACACUCCUCAGCAUGUGGACCAAUCGCAUCACUGUGGCCAACUCUAGGAAGCACCAGGAGUUUUUUGGAAGAGCGAGUUCAGUGAACAGCAAGUUCGAGCUGUACCAGCACCUCAAAGAGGAGAAUGGGAUGGAUGCCCAUGAAAAUGGAAAAGCCACUAGAUGAUCCCCCUCAACGGAUCAGCUGCAUCAUCUUCUCCGAUGUAGACAUUAACUGAAUUGGACAACCAAAUGGGAAAUUUCUAAUUUUUUUUUUUUACACAUCGUUUUGUAGAUAUGAUCUUUACAUAUUGUAUUACCCAAUAAAAGCUGUCUGUAGAAAACA